Messenger RNA from Dreissena polymorpha, 5694 nucleotides. Its product is annotated as condensin complex subunit 1-like. Bases 158 to 4540 code for a protein of 1460 amino acids. Gene Ontology annotation, molecular function: histone binding. NCBI's taxonomy places the organism in Eukaryota, Metazoa, Mollusca, Bivalvia, Myida, Dreissenidae. Gene Ontology annotation, biological process: mitotic chromosome condensation; mitotic cell cycle; meiotic chromosome condensation. Gene Ontology annotation, cellular component: nucleus; condensed chromosome, centromeric region. The transcript is spliced from 30 exons. The record is from RefSeq and is a predicted model, not a curated record.
AAAGUACACAACGAUAAUGGUGGAAUGUAACCUUUUUUAUGUGGAUAAAUUCUUGCGCGUAAUUUGUUGAUAAACAUCAUGCAAAGCGCGCAAUUCGAACAACAGGAAAUAAAAACAAAAGAAGCAAAAUAUUUCUUGGUUUGAAAGAUUAUGAAUUAUGGAGUACCAGUUUUUGAUACCGGUUGCUCGUGAUGACCUGCUCAAUCGCACGGGUGUUAACCAAUAUGUUGUGGAUGAAGUGCUUUCGAUUCGAGAAAUAUCAGGAUCACUUCAUGAUGUGAAAGCCUCAUUCAGGACCAAGGGUGCUGACUGCAUACUGCAACACUUUGACACCUUCUUCAGCAUUUUGUGUUUGCAAAAGGAUAUAGAAUCAGAAGUCAAAGAAGAUGCAUGGGGACACAUAUGUAAAAUUGCGGUCAGUCUGUCCACUAAGCUUCCUGGUGUCCUUGAGGGAGAACUGGACACUCACAGUAGAAGGCAGUACGUGAACAUGGUCAAGAUGACCUGCUACCUGCUGUGUCAGUACAUGGAGCUGUUUGAAUCAGACGAGACAAAGCCCAACACUGCAGUUAUGAACAAGGGUCGCAAAAAGAAAUCUGCCACAACAACAUUGGACUGGCAGAGAGAGCGUGAGACUGGCAUGAAGACAGUGCUCAACCUUGUUCAGCUCAACAUUCACAGGCUGUGGGACCCACCAGUGGUGGAAGAGGAGUUUGUAAGCCUGGUGACCAACUGCUGCUACAAGCUGCUAGAGAACCCAGAGAUCACACAUGCUGUGAACAAGGACACCAAGGAUGCUAUCUGUCACAUUAUUGGGGUCAUGGUGAAACGCUACAACCAUGGUCUAGGUGCCAGUUUGAAGAUAAUUCAGCUGCUGCAGCACUUUGAACAUCUCGUGAGCCCCCUCGCCAAUGCUGUGGCCAUAUGCGUGGAGGAGUAUGGGUACAAAAGCAUCGUAGCUGAGUUGACAAGGGAGAUAGGUAGAAUGGAUGGUUCGGACCUCUCGCGGGACACGUCUGGUACCCGAGCCUACUCACAGUUUGUGGUGGAGAUGACAGAACGGUGCCCGGCUGCUGUGCUGCCCAACAUCAGUCUGCUACUGGGGCACUUAGACGGGGAGUCGUACACAAUGAGGAACGGUGUGCUGGGAGCCAUGGCAGAGAUGGUGAUGAAGGUACUUAGUAAGGAAGGGCUAGAUGAGAAGAUGAGGGACACCAGGGACCAGUUCUUAGACCACUUAGAGGACCACAUCCACGAUGUGCAUGCGUACGUACGCAGCAAGGUGCUGCAGAUCUGGCUGGACAUCGUAGAGCAUAAGUGCCUUCCCCUGCCUCACCAGGAACAACUUCUCCAGCUUGUGAUGGGGAGACUGCACGACAAGUCCAGCGCUGUCAGGAAGUACGCCAUACAGCUGAUCACAACACUGCUCAAGAACAACCCCUUCGCUGCUAAGCUGUCAGCCGAAGAGUUGGAGUUGAGCUACCAGAAGGAGGUGGAGAAACUGAAGGAGAUGGCCCCAGAGCAAGAGACCGGGGAAAGUGAGAGUGAAGUGUUUAAGAAGCAACUCGAGGAGGAAUGGAAAGGACUGCAGAGAGAGUUGCGGCCCCUGAUUGCUGAUCUGGAGGAAGAGGAAGAAAACAGAAGCAGUCCAACAAGCAUUGUUUCUGAGGACGACACUGUUGAUAGCGUCACUGAAAAGGUCUACAAAAUGCUGUGUGAGAAAGAGCUGAAAGAUGCUGUCAGCUUUAUCAACGCUGCCAAGGAGACUUUUCCGGACUUGUAUCAUGUCAAACAAGCCCAGCCCUCCAGGGAUAAUGAUGAAGAUGAUGGGGACAAUGAACCAGAAACUAUGGAUACCAUGGCCUGCUUGAAAAACAUUUUCAUGGACAAGAAGCACGCCAACUUUGUCCUGACAGCAGCUGAAGCUCUGGAUGCAGACUCACAGAAGGACCCCACAGUUGCUAACGAGGUUGCCAAGCAGCAGGUGCUUGUUCAAUAUCUCAAGGAGUCGCUGGCCUUUGCCACCCAGCUACAGAACUCCAUACCCGUCAUCGCUCAGCUUCUGGGCUCAAAGACCAGCACAGAUGUCAUGGAGGCAGUGGAAUUCUUUGUCACAGGUUUUGAGUUUGGCUUGACAUCGACAAUGAUCGGCAUAAGGAGAAUGUUGCCUCUAAUUUGGUCAAAGGAGGCGGGAAUUAAAGAGGCGGUUGUGAGUGCAUAUAAGAGGCUGUAUCUCACCCCACAGGCUGCAAAUGCGAGGUCAAAAGCGCAGAUCAUAGUGAAAAACCUGUCUGCACUUACAAUGGGAGCUACUCUUUGUGACCUCACUUCGCUUGAAGGGCUGAUUGUUCAGCUGAUGAAGUCCGGAGAGCUCGGUCAGAGCGUCAUACAGAUGCUAUGGGAGAGAUUCACGCUCAAGAUCCCAGGCACCACGCCAGAGGAAAGUCGGGCAGCCGUGCAGCUGAUCGCCAUGGCAGCUGGGGCUGAUAUGGCUGUUGUGAAGACAAACAUUGAUGUUCUGGUACGGGAGGGCCUGGGACCACGGGCUGACUCUGACCUGUUACUGGCCCGGGAAACAUGUCUGGCACUGCUCAAACUCAGCACUCCAAAAGCUCUGAAGGGAGACGUAGGCAACGAGCCAUACCGCCUCGCAGAGACCCACGAGAUGUUCACAAGUCUCACCCGUAUCCUCAUGAAGUCAGCGCGGGAUCUCGAGAACCGUUACUGGAUCUCUCUAAUGGAACAGGCAAUCAACGUGAUCUACAAGCUUGCAGAGGGCCCUGAUCAGAUCUGCGGGGAGCUCAUUAAGAAGCUUGCCCUGGAGUGUAGCCAGAUGGAGGCUGGGAAAACUGGGAAUAAACAGGGGCAGUCUGACCAGGGGGCUGUUGAAGAGGAGGGGGAUAAGGACUUGGAAGUGCAAGGGAACCCAAUGGAUGUUCUACAGAAAGAUGAAACCCAAGUGGCAACUUUCGCAUCAGGUGUCCUAGCACGACUCCUCUCAUUGGUUGGCCAUGUUGCUCUGAGGCAGCUAGUCCAUCUGGACCUGGCUGUGUUCGGUGAAAUGAAGAGAAGGCGGGCGAUCCAGGAACAGAAGGACUGGAUUCAGACCCCUGCCAGCAAAAGACCAGGCAAGGACAAUGAGAACAUUGAUGAGGAGAUGGGACUGGGAGGGGCUGCAGCCGAGGAUGCAGAGUCCGAGUACAUCCGCAAGAUCUGUGAAUGUGAGGUCGUCAAAGGCAACACAUUGCUGUCCGCGUUUGGCCCUCUACUUGUGGUUGUGUGCAGCAACCACCAGAAAUAUCCAGACACAGAACUGCAGACAGCUGCCUCUCUAGCCCUGGCAAAGUUCAUGAUGGUGAGCUCUGAGUUCUGUGACCAGCACCUGCAGUUGUUGUUCACAAUGCUGGAGAAAUCUCACAGCCCCAUCAUCCGGGCCAACACUAUCAUCGCCAUGGGAGACCUGUGCUUCCGGUUUCCCAACCUUGUAGAGCCUUGGACACCACACCUCUAUGCCAGGUUGAGGGAUGAUUCCUCAGAAGUCCGCAAGAACACGAUGCAGGUACUCACCCACCUGAUCCUCAACGACAUGAUCAAGGUGAAAGGUCAGAUCUCCGAGAUGGCCAUGUGCAUCGUGGACGACAAUGACAGAAUCUCAAGCCUUGCCAAGCUCUUCUUCAAUGAGCUUGCGAAAAAGGGCAAUGCAGUGUACAACAUCAUGCCAGACAUGAUCAGUAGACUGUCAGAUCCAGAUGUUGGAAUUGACGAGGAAAAUUUCCGCAACAUUAUGAAGUACCUGUUUUCCUUCAUCCAGAAAGACAAGCACUGUGAAAGCCUGGUGGAGAAACUAUGUCACAGAUAUAGGGCGACCAGGGUGGAUCGUCAGUGGCGGGACCUAUCAUUCUGUCUGUCGAUGCUCUCAUUCAACGAGAAGUCGAUAGCGAAACUUCACGAGAACUUCAUGUGCUUUGCUGACAAGCUCGCAGAUGAGGAGGUGUACAACUGCUUCUGUACAAUAGUCAGCAAGUCACGCAGCUUUGCCAAACAAGAGGCCAAGACACUGAUAGACGAGCUGGAGCAUCGCAUAGAAAACUGCCACAAGAAGGGACUCAAUGAGGACGAACUGAUGGAACAGGCUGGUGCAUCCCCGAUAGCCAAGACCAAGGGAAAGACCCCAAAGAAAGGGGGCAAUGCAAAGACCCCGGCCGCAAACAAGACCAGAGCAAAACGUGGGGGUCGCAAGCGAGUGGACAGUUCAGAUGAAGACCUUGAUGCGGAGAGUCUAACACCUGUGGUACGAACACAGCAAAGCCGGGGUGCAAAGAAAAAACCCACUGUGAAUUUCAGUGACAGCGAUGAGAGUGAUAUUGAGCUUUUUGAGCCAGUAAAGGCAGCUAAAAAGAAGAAAGGGCAGAAGGAAAACGUUGACGAUGCCUCUGAUAGUGAUGCUUUGUCCCCGCAGAAAACACGACCCCGCGGCCGCAAUAAACGUCGUCUCACAUCACUGCACUCCCCUCUCAGUCUCAAUAACACGCCAGCCUAGCUGUUGAUGCAGACAAAUUGGCAUAUGAAAUCUAGGGUGCAAGCUGUUUUAAACAUAAUACUAAUAGUUGUUGCCUAUUGAAUGCUAAUUUAUUGACAUUUUACACAAUUUGGUUAGCUUAGUGGUAUUAAAUAAAAGACCCCAAUGGCUGUUUGAAAGUUUUCUUCAGCAUAUGGUUUGCGGGCUUGUAAGAAUCCUUUUUACUUGGGUAUAGUGUUAUUUAAAGGUCACCUGAGCUUUUGUUAGUGAAAGUGGGUCAUAUGUUGGACAAAAAACAAAUCACUAGGACAUAUUAUUGAAUAAGCUUGUAUACGCUCUUAACAUGACAUUUUGUGCCUUAUCUUUUUAAAUUUGCUCAGUACAUUUCCUCCAGAUAUUUUGACCAACUUCAUAAGUGGCUAAAUAAAAAGCUUGUUCACAUCUUUAUUUACAUUUUUUGUCAAGUCACACAUCAAAGGGGCAUUUUUCCUACAAUACUGUAUUAAAAAUUUUGAAUAUUUAUGUGCAUCUACUUCGAGGCAAUGAUGAUGUAUUGCCCAAUAUUCAGGAGAUUUCCCAUAUCAUUUUAAGAACAGUUAGUUGGAGUUGAAAACUGGUUCAUGGUUGGUCAUGAAGUAUGAAUGUAAUCAUAGUAGUUAGAUAAGAUAAAUGCUGCUAUUGUCAAAAGUAAUUUUCUAAAAAAACUUAAAAUCUGUAUUUAAAAUACAUUUUGAUUUCUACUCGAGUUUUUUAGUUUCUUUAAAUCAACUUCUUAUUAAAUUGGACUUGUGAAUUUAAUUGUAAAUGAACUUCUGUAGUUAUUCUUCCAUACGUUAGUUUAAGUGAAUAUACAAUGCCAUUGUCAGUUUAUAUGUAAGUUCUGUAUCAUAUUAUAUUUUUCAAGUGUAAAGUUUGAUGUCUACUUGUUUUUAAAUUUUUUUUUAUGUAUUCAAAAGAUUUAUGUUUAAGAAUGUAGUUUUAAAAACUAAUUAAAUGUAAUUUUUGUACAAUAUAAAAUAACAACACAUUUUGACUUUGGUUGCUUAGUUAAAAAUUUAUAAGCUCCUGUAAACGGAUCUCUAUUUGCUCAUUGACAUACAUUAAUUUUGUAAUUAAAAAUAAAUGGAAAUAUACAUGUAUUAAAUAUUAAAUGAAAUAAAACAUUUCUUAAACGA